CUCGAGCAGUAUAGGAGAUGGAUGAUAACCUACCCUAGCCAGAACGGCUGCCUUUUACUUUUUUCCGCCAUGAUUUCCUGAACUUUGCUAGUUGUUCACGGUUCUGGAGUUUGAUAACCCAUUCUUACGCUCGCCAACCUUAUAUUUUGAGAAAUAACAUUUCGGUACUACUGAUAGAUCCGCUCCAGGUCAAUUUGAUCCGCCAAAUGAAAGCAGAUCUAUUUUGAUGCCGAGGUACGACCGCUCCAUCGGACAACGGACCUAAAAGUAGACUCCGAGAAUUCAGUGAGACUGGCACCGAAGAUGCGAUCCUCACUGUCUCAACCCUUACAUAUUAUUUAUAUUUCCGUUUUGUUUUAUGUUACCUUUGCUAAUUGUUGCUUUUAUAAUUGUUGUAAAUCGAUACAGAAUGUCCCUUCCUCGUAGAUACGAUGUGCGACCUCUUCGCUCAGCGGUCCGUCUCACAUCACGAUGCAAGCCAAUCGCCCCACUAUUAUCUACACCCUCACUCAUAUGCACCAUACGACCCUACGUUAGAUUCAGCUCAUCAACCCCUCUACGCGCUUCCAAAUUCUACAAAUCAGCCGACGCCGCCAUCGCUGACCUCAAACCCGGCUCUACCAUUCUCAGCGCGGGCUUCGGUCUCUGCGGCACCCCAGAGACCAUCAUAGCUGCCAUAGAACGCCGCGGUCCAUCACUGCAUUCUCUCACAGCCGUCUCCAACAAUGCCGGCGCCGGAGCCGGCGGCCUCGCAGCACUCGUGCACUCCGGCCAAGUGGGGCGACUGAUUCUGUCGUUCCUCGGAAGCAACAAGGCCCUCGAGGCAAAGUAUCUCAACGGAGACAUAGCGAUUGAGCUAUGCCCGCAGGGGACGCUGGCAGAGCGAAUCCGCGCAGCGGGAGCGGGCAUCCCGGCAUUCUACACACCCACCGGAAUCUCGACGCUUCUUGAAACGGGCGAUAUCCCCGUGCGUCUCGGCCCCGCGGACUCUAAUGGGGCGCUGACAGUUCUCGAGAGGGGGGUGCCGCGCGAGACGCGCGAAUUCGCCGGGAAGAAAUACAGCAUGGAACACGCGCUUCCCGGUGACGUCGCGAUCCUGCGCGCGUGGCGCGUCGAUGAGGCGGGGAACUGCCAGUUUAGAUACACAACUAAGGCGUUUGGGGGGAUUAUGGCGCAGGCGGCGAGGGUGGCGAUCGUGGAGGCUGAGGAGAUUGUGCCGCUAGGGUCGAUACACCCUGAUGAUGUGCAUUUGCCUGGGAUCUUUGUGGAUCGUAUUGUGCCUGCUACGGCGAAGAAGAUGAUUGAGAAACGCAUAACGCGCGGAGGGGAGGAUGCGGCGACGAAGAAGAAAGGUGGGAAAAAGGAUAUUAUUGCGCGGAGAGUUGCGAGAGAGUUUAGGCAUGGUGAUUAUGUGAAUCUGGGCGUCGGACUGCCGACUCUAUCACCACAAUAUAUCCCAGAAGACACAAAGGUCUGGUUACACUCUGAGAACGGGAUCCUAGGAAUGGGCGCAUAUCCUACUGCGGAUGAGGUUGACGGCGAUCUCGUCAACGCAGGGAAGGAGACGGUAACUCUUGUUCCUGGGGCCGCGACAUUCGAUAGUGCGGCUUCAUUCGCCAUGAUCCGUGGGGGUCACGUAGAUGUCUCUGUGCUAGGUGCCUUGCAGGUCAGUGCCGCUGGAGACUUGGCAAACUACAUGAUUCCCGGGAAGGUGCUAAAGGGGAUGGGGGGAGCGAUGGACCUAGUCAGUAGUCCAGAGAAAACCAGGGUUGUGGUGGCGACUGAGCACUGUGCAAAGGACGGCAGUGCGAAGAUUGUGGAGACGUGUGCGCUGCCUUUGACGGGCGCUCGGUGUGUCAGCACGAUCAUUACGGAGCUGUGUGUGUUCCAGGUCGAUAGGGCGAAUGGAAGCUUAACUCUGACGGAGCUUGCAGAGGGUGUAAGCGUAGAGGAGGUGAGGAGCAAGACGGACGCAAGCUUCGAGGUUUCUAGCGAUGUACAGACGAUGCUGCAGUAG
Molecule: messenger RNA, 2017 nt
Organism: Pseudogymnoascus verrucosus
Lineage: Eukaryota; Fungi; Ascomycota; Leotiomycetes; Thelebolales; Thelebolaceae
Exons: 1
Coding region: 359-2017 (552 amino acids)
Biological process (GO): ketone body catabolic process
Molecular function (GO): succinyl-CoA:3-oxo-acid CoA-transferase activity
Source: RefSeq, a predicted model, not a curated record